GCGACGAGACUUUUGUUUUUGUCAGUUGCAAAUCGCGAUCGAAGCAAGCAGCAUUUUCCUUGAUAAUUUUAUGAUAGCAAGUUCGGGUUGGUGAAAAUUCGUGAAAAUUUCGAUUGUAGCGGCGUUUUCUGACAUCUCACCGGACCAGGCGAAAUUCAGUUGGUCGAAAUUAGAGGUCACCUGUGAUCGGUAUCAGAACAGAACAAACUGUAGCAGGAUGAAUCGUUUGGCGAAGCUUCGGCUCCGCUCGUCCUCCGGAGUGGGGCUCAACGCGAGUUGUCAGUCGCUAGGCAACGGGGCUGGCUACGAAACGGCCAACGACGAGAGUAUCACCUCCGGAUGCUCGCUGUACUACUCGGUGACGGAGGAGGCCGAUGCCAAUGGAACGGCUACGAACGAGGUGGUGGCUGAAGGGCUGGAAGAUGAAGAACAACAGAAGAAGGUGGCAGCGGAGAAGGAGGACAACUCGAUCGAUGCGACGUUGGAGAAUGACUUCAGCGUGGAGGAGGUGAGCACAAUCAGGAAGCCAAUGAUAGUGGCCGCAUCGCCUGCUACGGUCAAGAUUGCGAGCAAAAUGAGCUGCAAGUAUUUGGGGGUGUCGUCGACGCCUGCCAAGGUGCUGUGCCGCAGUGCAGGGAAGAAUCUCAGCGGGAUCGCAAAGCUGAACGAAACGGACGAAAAGCAGCCGAUGCCAUCGGCGAUGAAGAAAAUGCGGGAACCGAAGUUAUCGGAGGGAUCGUCGGCGGAUGACGGUGAGGAAUCGAAGAUGACCCUGGAGAGCAGUGUCCAAUCGGUGGUGGAAAGAGGAACGCCGGCAGCCGGACAUAAAUCUUUCGGGACGAACGUUUUGGCGCAAUUUUUCGAGUCGCUGGACGUCAACAAAGCAUCUCCGGUUCCGCAGAUCAAGGUUAGCGAUCCGGACGGAAUGGUAAAGCUGGCCACUCCAGAGAAACGACGAGAAUCGAAUUCGCUGGAGAACUUCUUUGAGUCGUUGAAGAAACAACCGGAUCAGGAACCAAAGGAAGGGAAAGAGAAUAAACCUAUCAGCGAGCGUAAGAAAGCGGUCCGGAAAUCGUUAAUCCCCAAGAUUGCCGAAGAAACGCGACCAAAAACCAGAAGCUCCCUAUUCGGAGUGGCAGACAAUCGAGUAGCAUCUCCGAUUGUGAAACCUUCGCGAAAAUCUAGCACCGUUCGGUUGAUUCCGGACCGGCUGAAAGAGAUGCGGAAGGCAAACCAGUCGGACCUGGUAAAAGUGACAAGAAAAUCGGUGAUUCCUCCUCCAACGAAGACGAUCGUGGCGCAGGUUUCCAAGGUCCCUGAACCUAAGAUGUCAACUUCUUCGGAUGCAGGGGAGGAUAUUGUGGGAGAUUCGAUCAAGGUGGGACCGAAUCGGAACUCGAUGGUUCCUGCUCCUAAGGUUGGGACGACGACGAGCACGACGGCAAUCAAACCGAUUACCAGUGGUGUCGCCUUGAAGCGUAAAUCGGUUAUGCCACCAGUUGUAUCGCGCAGAUCGGUUCUACCAGCCAAGAAUCCUCGACGGUCCGUUGUUUCAGCCCCCUCAAAGGUUGCCCUGAAAGUACCAGCCAAGACUACGUUGACAAGCAGUGACACAUCUCGUCGCACUACCCUUGGAAAGCGACCCACCACAGACUCCUCAAUUGACCGGCCGGAACCUCUGGCCAAGCAACGUAAAUCUCUCGCCCCGGUCAAAGAAGCCAAAACAGAUCGCUCCCCGAAAGACACCCAAUCGAGACCGAUUUCUCGGAUUCGUCCACCAUCCAUAGCUGGCAGCACUGCUCCAGUGCCAUUCAAAAAGCCAGAAACGUUCAACUGCGAAACCUGCCAGCGUCCAUUCCGACUGAAGUCCUCUCUCGAAACGCACAAAAAGUUAGCUCAUCAAGCCGCGACUCCAUCCUCAGACGGAACACCGCCCGGUGCAACAACCCCGGACACCAAGUGCCGUUACUGCUCGAAAUCCUUCAUCAACGGAAAAAUCCUUUCGAACCAUAUGAUUUCCAACUGCCUGAAGAUUCCCAUCCCGGACAAGCGCAAACUGCUCGCUCAAGACGAUAGAGAACGGGCCAAGUCUUCCCCGUCCAGAGGCACCCCGAUCGCGAAUGGGUUCCUGAAACCACCCACAGCCAGCGGAAGUGCCACUUCCCUCGACACGGAUACAUCCACUUCGAGCAGCAUCGGAGACACCAGUGCCAAUAGUAGCAGUGCUUCAACUCGUCCCGCUGCGAGCAAAACGGGUGCCAUCCGGAAGCCGGUCCGAACCGGCGUUGGGCACACUGGAAUCACGCGAACGCCCAAGAAAGAAAUGAAGUGUCACCUCUGCAACCGGAGGUACCUGAAUGCGGUGGAAUACGCGUUGCAUGUCCAGGCACACGCCAAGGGCAUGGAAUCGUUGGACGCCAAAACGGUGACAACGGACGAAGCGACAAAGCUGGUCAAAUUGGGCAGCAAGCAGGCUUGAGCAUCAGCGCAAUGGAGAGGCGCACUUUUGAGCGUGAUGUGUUGUAGGUACUCGAAUUUCGUUUUUGAAACAUUUUCUAUGAUAAAGACUUUCUAUUUCCGACAAUGCGCGAAUUUAGUGUUUAGUGUCGUUUGUUUCGUAAAUAAAAUUAUUUCUCUUGUA
Messenger RNA from Aedes albopictus (Asian tiger mosquito), 2641 nucleotides. Its product is annotated as nucleolar protein dao-5. Lineage: Eukaryota; Metazoa; Arthropoda; Insecta; Diptera; Culicidae. Gene Ontology annotation, biological process: regulation of transcription by RNA polymerase II. The record is from RefSeq and is a predicted model, not a curated record. The coding region runs from base 218 to 2479 and encodes 753 amino acids. The transcript is spliced from 3 exons. Gene Ontology annotation, molecular function: DNA-binding transcription factor activity; RNA polymerase II cis-regulatory region sequence-specific DNA binding.